AUGAAAAUAAUCAAAUUUCCGGUGCGCAUUUCCCCGCUGGUGGUGCUUCUGGUUUGUAUAGAGGCCUUGUACGCACGAUCAAUCUCCGAGCGGAAGCGAGAUUACGAUUACGAAUUCGAUGGUACCAACGCGGCUUCCUAUCACGGUUCGAAAUCUGGAUACAGCGCUGGUAGCGGCCUUCGAUCGAUAGCCCAAGGUUCUGCAGAUCAGGCUAACAACGCUGUAGUUAGUCAGGUGGCAGCUGCCAAACAAGCGGCUUAUGUAGCCCAAAGUACCCUAGCCCAGGCGGCAUCCCAAGCUGCGGCAACUGCUCAGGCAGCGCUGGAAGGAAAACAGGUGCUUCUGCAAGGAUUGGAGCAUCAAAGUAUCGAGGCUCAUCAGGCACUGGAAAAUGAAAUUGCUCAACUGCAUCAAGCGAAAAAGUCGGCCAAGGCAGCUCAGUACGCUGCUCAGCAGGCUUUGAAUCACGUUCAGGUUCUAACCGCUGCGCUGAAUAACGCUCAGGUCGCAUCCGAACACACACAGCAAGCCGCCAAUGAAGCAUCCACGGAACUAGCCUCACAAAAUCAAAUGGUUGGAACUGCCAAGGCUCGUGUCGAAUCCAUCGAAGAGCAGCUAAGAGCUGCCCAGGUGGACUACGAGGCAACACUGGAAGCGGCUCACAAGGCAGCUGGUUCUGCACAGGAAGCACAGAAGAAUGCGGCGGAAGCGGCAAGCUAUGCCGCGAUUCAGCACCCGAUUCAGCUGGACCCGCACAGUGUUCAGUUCCAGUCGAAGGCUUCGAAACAGCAGCAACAUGAACCGGAAGAUGACAUCAACAGCGGCGAGAUAGACGUCGGUUCCAACCGAACAUUCGGAUGA
Messenger RNA from Malaya genurostris, 861 nucleotides. RefSeq lists its product as uncharacterized. Bases 1 to 861 code for a protein of 286 amino acids. NCBI's taxonomy places the organism in Eukaryota, Metazoa, Arthropoda, Insecta, Diptera, Culicidae. The transcript has 3 exons. The record is from RefSeq and is a predicted model, not a curated record.